UGCCUCAUCGUCCUGACCUGCACACAUCAGUGAAGAGAGAGAGAGAGAGAGAGAGAGCAUUGACCAUCCAUUACACUUUUAGUGCAAGAGGAAAGAAAAAGGCACCAAGAUAGGGGAUCAAGGGGUCAUGGCUGGGUUUCUGGUAUGGUUUUGGAACGAGAGGUUUUGGCUGCCUCAUAACGUGACCUGGGCCGACCUGAAAAACACUGAGGAGUCCACGUUCCCUCAGGCGGAGGAUCUGUAUGUGGCGUGUCCACUGGCCUUCUUCAUCUUCAUCAUCAGACUCGUGUUUGAGAGGUUUAUUGCUAGACCAUGCGCUCUGGGACUGAAAAUCCAGGCAAACGGGCCUCGGAAGGCUCAAGCAAAUGCCAUUUUGGAGAAGGUCUUCACUGCUAUCACAAUGCAUCCUGAUGAGAAGAGGUUAGAGGGCUUGUCAAAGCAACUGGACUGGGACGUAAGGACAAUCCAGCGAUGGUUUCGACAGAGACGCAAUCAAGAGAAACCGAGUACUCUGACCCGCUUCUGCGAGAGCAUGUGGAGGUUCACCUUUUACCUGUACAUAUUUACCUACGGGGUGCGGUAUCUUAAAAAGACUCCGUGGCUGUGGAACACGAGAGAAUGCUGGUACAACUACCCGUAUCAGACUCUAACAGUUGACCUGCAUUAUUACUACAUCUUGGAGCUGUCGUUCUACCUAUCUCUUCUCUUCUCUCAGUUCACAGACAUCAGGAGGAAGGACUGUCUGCUCAUGUUCAUGCACCAUGUUGCCACUGUCUCGCUAAUCAUGUUAUCCUACGUGAAUAACAUGGCUCGAGUGGGUACACUCGUCCUGUGCCUCCAUGACGCUUCAGAUGUGCUGUUGGAGGCUGCCAAAAUGGCGAACUAUGCCAAGUAUCAGAGGCUUUGCAAUGUGCUCUUCAUCAUGUUUGCACUGGUCUUCAUCAGCUCCAGACUGGGCUUAUAUCCUGUCUGGAUUUUGAACUCCACUUUGUUUGAGAGCUGGGAGAUCGUGGGGCCGUACCCAUCUUGGUGGGUGUUUAAUGGGCUGCUGGUGCUGCUUCAGGGAUUACACAUUUUCUGGUCCUAUCUCAUAGUGAAAAUAGCUUGCAAAGCCAUCUCCAAAGGCAAGGUGGGAAAGUGGAAUCCUUUACAUGUGUCAAAGGAUGACCGCAGUGACAUCGAGUCUAGUUCUGACGAAGAGGAAAUGGCGCCAUCUGCUCACAAACACCACACUAACGGGACCAACGGGUCUCAUGGCACUAACGGUUUCCUGUCAUCUGUGUGUCAUGAUGAACACUAAGCGUUAAGCUUGAGUCGUUUCUGCCCGCCGCAGCCUGCUUGUUAGUCUGUACAGUACUCAUGUGUGUCAAAACAACAACGUCACCCAUCUGGUACUGGAAGAUCUUUAAUGCAGAAUAAUGUGAAUGCAGUUGCAUUUCAGUAUGAUUCAGUACAAUGAUUUUUGUUCCUAUUCCUUUUUUUUUUUUUUUUCUUUUUUUUUUUAUUAUAAUUAAAUCAUUUAUACUGUAGGCACCUGGGUGAAUAUCAAAUCACAGCUCCUUCCUCUCUCUAUAGCUCACUCUUCUUUCGAAUAAAUGAAAAGCGUCUGUCGUUUCAUGCUAGCAUGCUGCUGUGGUCAUGUAGUUUGGUGUCAGUGGGAGCGGCUGUUUUCUUAAGGUAAUCUUUAUGUAUUAAUUUAUUUUUUUAUAUCUAUAUAUAGGUUGCAAAAUUGUGGUCGAGUCUUUAUUUUCUACUUCUUCUAGUAAUUUACUGUCAGUGUUUUGAGAUGGCGCACUAUUUAAAGUUCAUUCAGCGUUUCAGGAUUCAGCAAGGCAACAGCUUUUACGUACACAGUGUUUCGCUUUCAGUCCUUUUCCUGGAACCUCAGUUGAGACAACUGCGUUCUGAUUUGCUCACCUGUAAAACGGAUGAAAUGCGUUACACAAACGAGGACACCUCUUGCUAUAUUUGCACUAGUGAACUGUAAAAUUGGAAUUCUCUAACUGUAUUAUGUGCUCAUGUGUUUUGUUGGGAAUUCUUCCAUAUUGUCCUUCACCUGAAAUCAAGUAUGGACCUGUACCUAAAACACAUUUUUGCAUUGUGUUAAAGAAUUGUAAAACCAUUUCAAAUGCGUUUAUUUAAUUGACUUUUAUUGCCCUCUGUCCUUGAUUUAUAAUAUGAUCCUCCUGCUGGGUUUACAUGAACCAUGUAAUGUGUUAUACUGUAGGUAUUGGCGCACAGUUGCAUGACAGUUUCCACAGUAUUAAUAUCAAGUUUUAUAAAUCAAAAAAUAUUUAUUAUUAGCUAAAUUGUGGAAAUGUCCCCUUUAUAUGACCCUAUUUUAAAACAAAAAGAUUCAUUCCAGUUAUGUUGUGUAGGAAAUGUGCGCACACUUUUAUGCACCUCGCCAAAAACCUGAACACCAUACAGUGAUAUUAUGUUUCUGCUUCUUUAGCUUUGAAUGAUAUUUUCUCAUUGUCCCAUUGUCCUGUUCUUGGUAUAAUGUAACACUUAUUUUUACUGAGCUAAGUGGAUGACUCAUUAAAAUGCCUUUGAAAUCA
Messenger RNA from Clarias gariepinus (North African catfish), 2561 nucleotides. It is a transcript of the gene cers6, whose product is annotated as ceramide synthase 6. NCBI's taxonomy places the organism in Eukaryota, Metazoa, Chordata, Actinopteri, Siluriformes, Clariidae. Gene Ontology annotation, cellular component: membrane. The transcript has 11 exons. The record is from RefSeq and is a predicted model, not a curated record. Gene Ontology annotation, biological process: ceramide biosynthetic process. Gene Ontology annotation, molecular function: DNA binding; sphingosine N-acyltransferase activity. The coding region runs from base 128 to 1300 and encodes 390 amino acids.